AAACAAAACGCCGUAACCAUGGACCAAAAGAAACGUUUACCGGGGCUUAUAGAGCAUAACAAAGUUUCUCCAUUUCAAAUACUGGACGUACGAUCGAUAAACGAGAAUGUUCCGACAACCAGCUACACCCUGCAGCAGGCAGAAGCCGCCGAAGCGUUCGAUGAUGAUUCUUCGGGCAGUGAGAAAGAGCUAGUGAUCGACAUGGAGGAUGCAGAAGCCGAGCCACCGGACGAUGAGGAUUUCGUUUUGGAGGAAAAGAUUCAAUCAGAACUACCGAUGCACGUAGUUAUCAAGGCACCACCAUCACCCUCACCACCGCCACCAUCGGUGCCAACGAACACAGCAGCGAAAGGCCGAAUCAAUCGAAGGAAAAGUCAACACGUACGGCUGGACAAUGCUGACAUGACGUUUGAGGAACCGGCUAUACUCGAAACGACUCCAUCGGAAGCCGAAGCAAAAGGGGACGAACUGCAGGAAGGUAUCGAUGCGAACCGCACCAUCAUGCAGCACGUUGCACUAUUACGGACUGCGAUAAACUAUCUUUUGCAGCAGCAUCAUCAAAAAACGAUCCCGUUUCCGAACGGUGCGAGUGACUUUGAAACGAUGGAUUCGUGGAUGGAGUGCUACGAGCAGCUCAAGUGUGAUAGUUUGCCGGGAACCAGCAGGGAAAAUGCGAAAAAGUAA
Anopheles maculipalpis is the source of this 684-nucleotide messenger RNA. RefSeq lists its product as uncharacterized. Lineage: Eukaryota; Metazoa; Arthropoda; Insecta; Diptera; Culicidae. Bases 19 to 684 code for a protein of 221 amino acids. The transcript has a single exon. The record is from RefSeq and is a predicted model, not a curated record.